AAUGGAGACUGUUGUUGAAAAGGUUCGAUCACCCACAAAAGAUGAUAUGCUAAACAUGAUUAGAGGAACAUUAAUUAUUGAUUUUAUAACAUUGAUCUGCUUCAUCUUCAAAUCCAUUUGCUUGGGAUUGUUCCGCUAUUUCUUCCAACCUUUACCUUUGAAGAAUGUAAGCGACGACAUUGUAUUGAUUACCGGAGCUGGACAUGCUAUAUCGAGGGAAAUUGCUGUGGAAAUUGCGAAGCAUAGACCUAAAUUAAUUAUCUUAUGGGGAAGGGGAAGAGAGGCUUUAGCAUCAACCUGCUCAGCUAUUGAGCUAUACGGGGUGGACUGCAUCUAUCAAAUUUGCGAUAUUACACAUCAAGAAAGAGUGUUUUUAAAAGCCCAGGAUAUCCAAGAUACGCAUGGAAGUGUUACAAUAUUAGUAUACAAUUGCGGAGUAAACUGUUGUCAGAGUUAUUUCAACAUUGAUGAGUCAGAGACAGACAAGUCGUUAGAGUUUAAUCUUAUGGAUCAUUGUUGGAUUCUACAAGCCUUUCUACCAGCUAUGGUAGAAGCUCAAAGAGGUCAUUUGGUCAACAUUAAUUCAAUGUUGGGUUUAAUGAGUCUAUCAGCGGCUUCUGAGUAUUGUUCAUCUCAAUUAUGCGGCCUAACUUUUAACGAAGCUUUAGCAUAUCAGUUAAAAAAUAGUAAUAUAUUUAUUACUUCUGUACACUCCUAUGCAGUUGAUGAAUCCGUAGCAAGUGGUAAGCCCUCAUAUGGAUUUUAA
Molecule: messenger RNA, 766 nt
Organism: Dimorphilus gyrociliatus
Lineage: Eukaryota; Metazoa; Annelida; Polychaeta; Dinophilidae
Source: the annotation of a GenBank genome assembly